Messenger RNA from Candida albicans SC5314, 1581 nucleotides. RefSeq lists its product as uncharacterized. Bases 1 to 1581 code for a protein of 526 amino acids. The transcript has a single exon. Lineage: Eukaryota; Fungi; Ascomycota; Pichiomycetes; Serinales; Debaryomycetaceae. The record is from RefSeq and is a predicted model, not a curated record.
AUGAUACUAAUAAAUCCCAUGAUUAGCAAAUGCUUGAUUAAUAGAAAUGUUGCUAGCAGACAUUGGUUUAAAUUAUUGGCCACCAGGUCUAUUACUACAUCUACCACAAAUUUCACCAACAAUAGUCUCGUGUACAAUUUGAACAACUACAAAAGUUCUUUUCCAGAAGAUUUCACGGUAAAUGAGGACAUCAGCAAAUAUAUCAACUUGAAUAAGCACAAACUAGAAACUCAGCUGUUAAAGAUUGGAAUAAUAUAUGCCAAUAAAGAGACUAAAACUAACUCGAAAUUAAUUGAAGCAUUAAUGGCUGAUCCAUUGGCUUCUGGUAAUGAAAUUUGGUUUGAUAAAAUUGCCAACAGAAAGUCUUUUGGGAAAUUUGUAUAUAACGAUGCACCCGAAGUGGAUGAAGAAAGCGGAGAGUUUGGAAUUCCUUCACCAAUACUAUCAGGCAACUACAGAAAUAAAUUUCAACAGCAAAUUGAGAUUGCCAAUGAUUUGAUUAUUGAAGAAGUUUCUGACGUCACAAACACUGGUGAUUAUAUUUUUUUAAUCAAUGUUUCAAACGAAUUAAAGAAUACAGAUUAUCAUAAAGACGUCAAGAAUAAAAUACUACUCAACGUUCUUGACAAUUGUGAAUUUACUCCUUAUAGUUCCGAAUCCACCCCAGUUACUUUUGCGACAAGCUCUCAUAGCCAUUUAAUUAAAAUAAACAGUCAGCUUGCUUACAAAGGUAUAACUGAAUUCAUAUCAAAAGACGUAAUGGCAACUGAUACGUUUAUUAACAGCAUGACGGACAGUAACAUUUAUGAACUAUACAAAGCUAUAAAUUGGUUUACUCAGACACUGGUGUUGGAAGAAUGGCUUUUACAUAAUAUAAAAUCCCAAAUCAAAGAACAAAUAUCCACUGCUGCUGCACCAGAAGAGAUUAAUGAUAUUUCCAAUAUGGAGAUUGCUAGAUUUACAGAUUUGGUUAAUACCGAAUUGCAAGACGAGUUUAAACCAAAAACAACCAAAUUCUUCCAUAAAAACCUCAUUUGGUGGAAAUUGUACUACAAAAAUGAUAAUGUGGAAUAUGAUAUAAAGGAUUUUUUUAUGAACCACUUUAUGAACAAAAGUAUAGAAAACUACAAUUACUUGAAAGGGAAAAUUAGUCUGGUUGACGCCGAAGUGAUUGACAAUCCAUUAUUGAAAUUGAAAAAUAAAGUGAUCAACAAACGUAUUGCUGAAGAAAUACAACCAUUUGUAUACCGUGCUUUGGCGACUGCAUUUUUAUAUUACCAACUCCCUAUAUCACUUAUAUCAUUUUGUGGUUAUCAAUAUUUUGGCUACGGCGCUAAUGAAUGUAUUGCAUUGACCACCCUAGGUUUAGUUUUAGGGUUUAACCAGGUUUCCAAAAUAUGGACUAACUUUACUGAGAAAUGGCUCAAUGACUUGUUUGAAGAAAUCAGGAUUUGUCUAGGGAAAGAGUGCAUCGAAGAAGGAUUACUCAAACAAUCCAAUCUUCAAUUGGACAAAGAUAUCAAGACCACACUUUUAAGACAAGAAAUCUUAAACGAAAUCAAUAAAGAUGCCACAGAUUAA